CGAAAAGCCAGAUGAAACUCGGGAGGUUCUGGACAUAUUUCAAUACCUAGAUGUUCGUUCGUUCACAAAGAUGAUCAUGGGUUGCCAGAGAACUGGCUGCCUUGACGAUGCCCUGAAACUGUUCGACGAAAUGCCCGUGAGAGAUGCAAUUUGCUGGAACACAAUGAUCAAAGGCUGCUUAGACUGCGGGGACUUGAUGAUGGCGGAAGAGCUUUUUGAUGAAAUGCCCGAACCAAGUGUUGUUUCGUGGACGACAAUGAUAGAUGGGUUCUUUCGAUUUGGACAAGUUGAGCAGGUAGAGAGAUAUUUAAAAAAACAGAUGCCCAUAAGGGAUCUUGCUGCAUGGAAUGCGAUGCUUCAUGGGUAUUGUGAGAAUGCGAGGGUUGAUGAUGCUGUGAAAUUGUUUGAACAAAUGCCUUCUCGAAAUGUGAUUCCAUGGACUCCAAGGACUGGCGGGCUUGACCAAAAUGAUUCAUGGUCAUGUUUUCAAAUCAGGAUUCUGCCUUAGUGGAUUUGUAUGUGCUUCUCUCAUCACGUUCUAUGCUAACUGCAAGCGCAUUGAGAAAGCAACCCAAGUCUUCAAUGAAGCAGUUUAUAGGAAUGUGGUCAUAUGCACGGC
Molecule: messenger RNA, 619 nt
Organism: Syzygium oleosum
Lineage: Eukaryota; Viridiplantae; Streptophyta; Magnoliopsida; Myrtales; Myrtaceae
Product: pentatricopeptide repeat-containing protein At5g46460, mitochondrial-like
Exons: 2
Coding region: 71-508 (145 amino acids)
Biological process (GO): RNA modification
Molecular function (GO): protein binding; RNA binding
Source: RefSeq, a predicted model, not a curated record